GAGACUGGCAACACUCACCGUUUUGUUUGGGUCUGCCGCGAUCUGCCUGGAUGUUGGCCGCCCGGGGAAGUGCAUCUAAAAUCUACUUCCUUGGCGGCAGCCGAGACUGAGUUCGUCUAUUAAAUAUUUAUCAGGGUAUAGGGAGGUAGAUUGGUGAUGGAUUCCGAGUGGAAGGAGAAAAGAAACAACGAGAGGGCGAAGGUUGAGGAAUUGUUUUGUUAUGAGGGUUGUAAAGUGGGACGAGGAACCUACGGGCACGUCUACAAGGCCAAGAGGAAGGACAGUUCUGACACCAAGGAGUAUGCUCUCAAGCAGAUCGAGGGAACAGGGCUGUCCAUGUCAGCAUGCAGAGAAAUAGCGUUGUUACGAGAGUUGAAACACCCAAAUGUCAUCAACUUGCAGCGAGUUUUCCUUUCUCAUGCUGACCGCAAGGUGUGGCUUCUUUUUGACUAUGCUGAACAUGAUCUUUGGCAUAUCAUCAAGUUCCACAGAGCAGCAAAAGCCAAUAAAAAGACAGUGCAGGUAACAAAAGGCAUGGUCAAGUCUCUCCUUUAUCAAAUUUUAGAUGGAAUUCGAUAUCUCCACUCGAACUGGGUCCUUCAUAGAGAUCUGAAACCUGCCAAUAUUCUGGUGAUGGGGGAAGGAACAGAGCGUGGCAGAGUGAAGAUAGCAGAUAUGGGUUUUGCUCGCCUCUUCAACUCUCCUUUGAAACCACUUGCUGACCUUGAUCCUGUGGUGGUGACUUUUUGGUACCGUGCUCCUGAGUUGCUUUUAGGAGCACGUCAUUACACUAAAGCAAUAGAUAUAUGGGCAAUUGGGUGCAUCUUUGCGGAAUUGCUAACGUCUGAACCUAUCUUCCAUUGUAGGCAAGAGGAUAUUAAAACCAGCAACCCUUACCAUCAUGAUCAACUGGACAGGAUCUUCAAUGUGAUGGGCUUUCCUCAGGAGAAGGACUGGGUGGACAUAAAGAAGAUGCCUGAACAUGGAACACUCAUGAAAGAUUUUAAAAAGAACAAUUAUUCAAGUUCUUCACUGGUUAAAUACAUGGACAGACAUAAGAUUAAGCCAGAUGGGAAGGCAUUUAUGUUGCUUCAGAAGUUGUUAACAAUGGAUCCCACCAAACGCAUCACCUCAGAAUUGGCAAUGCAGGAUCCUUACUUUCUGGAGGACCCACUCCCCACCCAAGACGUGUUUGCGGGUGGUCCAAUCCCUUAUCCUAAACGAGAAUUCCUGUCAGAUGAGGAACAGGAUGACAAGUCAGACAAUAAGAAAAAAGUUUUCAUGGAGCAGAGCUGGACAAACCAACAGAGAGCAGCUGCAACAAAGGGUGGAGGUGGUGGAGAGCCAGCGUCCAAAAGGGUGCGUCUAGGCCACCAUCAAAGUAGUAUUGGUGGCCAACAGAACUUCUCUCACAUGACACAACGGAAUCAUCCAAAUCAACAACAACAUCCAGGACAUGUUCAACAAGGAGGCAUGAUGAACUACACCAAUACCCAGCAGAGCAGCAACUUCAACCAGCGCUACUGAGGCACCACAGUAGACUGUUUCAACAUUCCAUGAUGGGUUUCACAAAUUUCAUCAAUUAAACAAUGGCAAUCCUUUGCCUGUGACUCUUUUCAAAUUAUUAUUGUUAUAAUUAUUAUAAUUGUAAUAGUAAUAAUAAUAAUUAUUAUUAUUUUUUAUUGUUUUUAGCCUUAUUAUUAUUAUUAUUAUUAUUAUUAUUAUUAUUAUUAUUAUUAUUAUUAUCAUUAUUACUUUAUUUAUUAAAUUCUUCUGUGUUGUUGAGAUAUACAUGAGAGAGAGAGAGAGAGAGAGAGAGAGAGAGAGAGAGAGAGAGAUGAAAUUUCAUGCUUAAUAAGAUUCAUUGAUCUGUUUUUAUGAUACUAUUUGAGUAGUAUAAUUAUAUAUGAUAAUACAAACCCAAAAAUUGUG
Messenger RNA from Portunus trituberculatus (swimming crab), 1932 nucleotides. RefSeq names its product cyclin-dependent kinase 8-like (gene Cdk8). Gene Ontology annotation, cellular component: mediator complex; nucleus. Bases 157 to 1527 code for a protein of 456 amino acids. Gene Ontology annotation, biological process: protein phosphorylation. The record is from RefSeq and is a predicted model, not a curated record. Gene Ontology annotation, molecular function: ATP binding; RNA polymerase II CTD heptapeptide repeat kinase activity; cyclin-dependent protein serine/threonine kinase activity. The transcript is spliced from 13 exons. NCBI's taxonomy places the organism in Eukaryota, Metazoa, Arthropoda, Malacostraca, Decapoda, Portunidae.